AAUAAAUCUCAUCAUCACUUUGAAAUCCCAAAACACCAAGCAAAAAAAACAAAGCGAGACAAAAAAAAAAGAGAGAGAAAAAAUGGCUAGGGGAUCGUGGUUCUUCAUUAUCCUUUCGAUCAUCUCAUUGUUAGCAAAUAUGAUCAAUUCUCUAAAACUAGAUCGGCAUAGUUUUCCUGAUGAUUUCAUCUUUGGAACAGCUGCCUCGGCGUUUCAGUACGAAGGUGCAACAAAUGAAGGUGGCAAGUCUCCAACUAUAUGGGAUCACUUCAGCCGCACGUAUCCAGAAAGGACCAAAAUGCAUAAUGCUGAUGUAGCAAUUGAUUUUUAUCAUCGUUACAAGGAUGAUAUAAAAUUGAUGAAGGAACUAAACAUGGACGCUUUCCGAUUCUCAAUCUCGUGGUCCCGAUUAAUUCCCAGUGGAAAGCUAAAGGAUGGAGUAAACAAAGAAGGUGUAAAAUUCUACAAGGAUCUCAUAGACGAACUUCUUGCUAAUGACAUACAACCUUCGAUGACGCUCUAUCAUUGGGACCACCCACAAUCUUUGGAGGACGAAUAUGGUGGCUUUCUAAGCCCUAAAAUCGUAGAUGAUUUUCGAGACUUUGCAAGAAUUUGUUUUGAAGAGUUUGGAGAUAAAGUUAAGAUGUGGACAACUAUCAACGAACCUUACAUUAUGACUGUUGCGGGUUAUGAUCAAGGUAACAAGGCGGCUGGAAGAUGCUCGAAAUGGGUAAAUGAAAAGUGUCAAGCUGGCGAUUCGAGUACUGAGCCUUACAUUGUUUCACACCACACUCUUCUUGCCCAUGCCGCUGCAGUAGAAGAAUUCCGAAAAUGCAAAAAAACUUCGCAGGAUGGCCAAAUUGGGAUAGUACUGUCACCAAGAUGGUUCGAGCCUUACCAUUCAGACUCAACUGACGAUAAAGAAGCAGCUGAACGAGCCAUUGCCUUUGAAAUUGGAUGGCAUCUUGAUCCGGUCAUUCACGGAGAUUAUCCAGAGGUUGUAAAAAAGUAUGCGGGAAAUAAAUUACCUUCAUUUACUGCAGAAGAGUCAAAGAUGUUAAAAAAUUCAUCAGAUUUUGUCGGCAUAAAUUACUAUACGGCGCGCUUCGCUGCUCAUCUUCAUCACAUAGACCCUGAAAAACCUCGGUUCAAGACUGACCACCAUGUGGAAUGGAAACUGACUAAUCACAGUGGUCACAUCAUCGGACCUGGGGAAGAAAGGGGCUUCUUAUUUUCACACCCGGAAGGCUUACGGAAAGUUCUAAACUAUAUAAAAGACAAAUACAAUAACAUGCCAGUCUACAUCAAAGAAAAUGGAAUUAAUGACAACGACGACGGUACAAAACCAAGAGAAGAGAUUGUUAAAGACACAUUUAGGAUUGAAUACCAUAAGACACAUUUCGAAGAACUUCACAAAGCCAUAGUGGAAGAUGGGUGUGACGUGAAAGGAUACUACGCAUGGUCAUUGAUGGACAAUUUUGAAUGGGAACAUGGAUACACUGCUAGAUUUGGUCUGUACUAUGUUGACUUUGUCAAUGGUCUCAAACGUUAUCCAAAAGAUUCGGUCAAAUGGUUUAAGCGGUUCCUUAAGAGAUCGGUCGGAGUGACUAACGAAGAGGAGGUGAAUGAGAAGUCACGUGCCGAGGGGAAUAAGACUUUAUACGAACAAAAGUGUUUCGAAGAAUCGGCGGGUUUCUUUGUAUCUUUCAUGGCAACGAACCAGUCGAGGAUAGAGGAGGAGAAGAAUCGUUGCUCGUUUGAUUUUCCUCGUAAUCAUUUUGGUGUUUUGCAAGGAAUAGAGAACCCAUCGUCAUUUUAUUAAUUUUAAAUCUCUCUUAUGUUUUUGAAUUCCUUAUGGCUCAAUAUGUAGUUAUUUUUUUUUUUGCCAAUACUCAAUAUGUAGUUAUUUAUAAUUUAGCUCGUGUUGUAUAUGAACAUUUUCUUAAGGAAGAUGAAUGAAUGGAUCAUAUUUUCUUUUGGCUU
Messenger RNA from Arabidopsis lyrata subsp. lyrata, 1983 nucleotides. RefSeq names its product beta-glucosidase 30. Gene Ontology annotation, biological process: carbohydrate metabolic process. The record is from RefSeq and is a predicted model, not a curated record. Gene Ontology annotation, molecular function: beta-glucosidase activity. The coding region runs from base 83 to 1822 and encodes 579 amino acids. NCBI's taxonomy places the organism in Eukaryota, Viridiplantae, Streptophyta, Magnoliopsida, Brassicales, Brassicaceae. The transcript is spliced from 12 exons.